This is a messenger RNA of Scatophagus argus, 2185 nucleotides long. Its product is annotated as ankyrin repeat domain-containing protein SOWAHC. Lineage: Eukaryota; Metazoa; Chordata; Actinopteri; Scatophagidae. The transcript has 11 exons. The record is from RefSeq and is a predicted model, not a curated record. Bases 480 to 1064 code for a protein of 194 amino acids. Gene Ontology annotation, molecular function: protein binding.
CUCGGGACCAGCUAGAGGUGCAGGGAGUAGACCAGAAUCCAACCAGAGCUUCACUUGAGGAGUCCAAUCUCUCCAGUGGCCGGGAUCAGGACCUGUUAUGGCCUGAGCAGAACCAGAAGUUGGGUCAAAGGGUGGAUCUGGAUGGAGUCUCACCUCAGCAUCAGGACCGAGCCGGGCAUCAGGGACACACCGGCUCCGACCGGGACCAGGACCCGACUACCACAGCCAAUCAGGAGCCAGGUGGCAGCCUCCCGGCGCUGGUGAUCACUCAUGCAGAGGAGACCUUGCGACCAGCAGCGACUCUGGUAGAAGCAGUGGAGCUUCAGAGACCACAGAGACCUGCAGACCUGGUGAUCUCUGUGGGGCCCUCAGAGCCCAGUCUGAGCUCCAGCAGUGACGGAGGAGACCUGGCCUGCUCCGACCUGCUGUCUCUGAAGAGCGACUCCUUGUCUCUGGCCAGUGAGCCCACCAUCUCCAGGAUGAGUGAGGACGACGACAGCACGAGUGUCACUGCAUCCUCUGUCACGUCUCUGUUCCACAGGGUUCAGAUGGAUCCACUGGAGAGGGACUGGUUGAGGAGCUCAGCACUGGGGAACAUGGCCGCUCAGCGUCAGCUGCUCUCUCAGGAGUCCAGCCUUGUGUCAAAGAAGGACUUCAUCACUGGGACGGCUCUUCACUGGGCAGCCAAGCAGGGCCGUCAGGAGGCCGUGGACUUGAUGCUUUGCUCCGGAGCCGACGUCAACGUCAGAUCGGGUUACACAGCCCUCCACCUCGCCUCCAUUCACGGCCACCAGCACGUCGUCCACGCCCUGAUCAACACCUACAGUGCUAAAACAAACAUCAGAGAUUAUCACGGGAAGAUGGCUGUCCACUACUGGAGCGGCUGCAUCGACGUCUUCAACAGACCAGACCUUCAGUCAGGUGGGAGGUUGUAUCGGGGAAGACAGACGCAGCGUCACGUCCUCCCGUCCUUGCUGCUGUCUCGUUCUCGCAGUCAGGGACAGCUCGACCUGGAGUUUGGGACGCUGCCUCAGUCUGCUUCCCACGACGUGUUGGACUUUUAGCUUCCUGUUGGACAAAAACACGAGACGUUCGUACCCUGAAGCUUCUGUACGCUCCUGAGGUUUUUGAUCUUUACUUUCAGGUUCCUGGUGCUGCAGUCCUGUGAAAAGACCCGAGUUUGUGUCCCAUACUGCCUGAUGUUCUUUGAAGUAGCAACAGAUUGAACAGAUUUCUGUGAUUGUCCUUCUCAUGUCAGCUGUAUUGUUCUUCAUGUAGAGGAGUGAAACUGCGCUUCUCUCAGGCCCACAGUCAGGUAAACAACACGGUCAGGACAGGAUAGACAAUAAACUUACAAAUAACGACAACAAGGCACAAGACAGGUUUAAAUGUCUUCCGUCUUGUUUAGAUUUCACAGUGAUGUGGGACAACAAAUCAACCAAUCGGCUGCUCGGGCGGGACAACAGCUAUUUUUUCAUUGCAGCGACAGAAUUCAACUUUAAUGACCAUACUGUAAAAACGAUGGGGACUGAGGUCAUUUGAAUGGGAUCAUGUGGGAUGUUUAAAGGUUUGAAUCCCCUCGGGAGACGUGCGUUUCAGCUUCCUGUUGGUGUGAAGCUCCAAAAGGAUCAGACUGAAUGUCCUGCUCGACUCCAUGAAGAAUCAGCUGUGAAUGUCUGACACGGUGAAACACGUCUCAGCCUCAUAAAUGUCUUCAUUAGCUUCCACUCCAUCGGCUGGCUCACAGCAUAAAGCUCAUUAUCUGCCCUAAUAAGGCAGACCAGCGCCGUUUGUGUAAAUGAUCGGCGGGAAAUGAGCGGAUUGGUGGGAGGACACACUUAACACUAAUAACAAACGCUCAGUUCAGUUAAUGUGGAAAUUAGCAAAGCACUGCGGCGAUGCAGCCCAUGUGUGACUAAAGGUCUUUGUGAGUUAAUGGGAACAUACAGUACACACAGCGAAGUGGAAAUUCAAAUGCAUCAUCAGUAGAAAGCGAGCCAGAGGCGUCGGGUCCAUCAGAGAGUCCAACACUUCAGGCGUCUGUUAGAGACGCCUGACAGCAGUAUGGACUGCAGUCCUCGCUGAUAGCGCCACCACUGGUCCAAGCUGUGAGCACACAUUUGUCACAGAAAAGACUGUAAAAUUAAUUUUUAAAUGUAAUACGAUGGUAGUAAAAUAUAAAACA